AUGAAGGGUGUGAGCAGAUUUGGCACAGUGAAUAAGCUCAGUCCAAGGUAUAUUGGACCGUUUGAAAUUCUUGAAAGGAUUGGUAAAUCUGCUUAUCGGCUGUUAUUAUCUGAUCAGAUGUCUGAUGUGCACAACGUGUUCCACGUAUCUACUUUGAGAAAGUGGAUAUCUGACUCUGGAAAGAAAGUGUCUGCUGAUGAGGUUGAGAUUCAGGAGAAUCUGAGUUAUAAAGAAGAACCCGAGUUGAUUCUAGCUUACGAUGUUCGUAAGUUGAGGAGUAAACAGAUUUCGAUGGUUAAG
Molecule: messenger RNA, 300 nt
Organism: Dendrobium catenatum
Lineage: Eukaryota; Viridiplantae; Streptophyta; Magnoliopsida; Asparagales; Orchidaceae
Exons: 1
Source: RefSeq, a predicted model, not a curated record